This is a messenger RNA of Daphnia pulicaria, 588 nucleotides long. RefSeq lists its product as uncharacterized. The transcript has 2 exons. The coding region runs from base 206 to 532 and encodes 108 amino acids. Gene Ontology annotation, molecular function: transcription corepressor activity; DNA binding. Gene Ontology annotation, cellular component: nucleus. The record is from RefSeq and is a predicted model, not a curated record. Lineage: Eukaryota; Metazoa; Arthropoda; Branchiopoda; Diplostraca; Daphniidae. Gene Ontology annotation, biological process: negative regulation of Notch signaling pathway; positive regulation of neuron differentiation.
UUAAAAUUUUUAAAUGUUCUCUUGUCUUUCAAUAAUCAUUGUUUUGGUUUUACUACAUUAGGUAAAACUUAGCCGAACGUGUGCUACUCCCAUUAAUCCGAAUGCCCUGAAAAACGCUGUCAGUUACGGGAAUGGAGGCAAGAAAACAACGGACAUGAAUGCGAUGAUAAAUGUUAUCAUGGAGGACCUUUGAGACAGAAAAUUCAUGUCCGAGCAUUCUCUUAGUGGAAAUAAAGCAAAAAAUGACAAGUCUGACAAACCAACGAAGCCUGCCCUACCCACUGAUUCCGUUCAGGCAAUCAUAAAUUAUGUCACCGAAUUUUGGAGAAAGCAAUACACCUUCACCCUGGAAGCAAAGCACAUUAGGAGUGCUAUCAGUAACAAACUCUCGACCGAAAAAUCGGCGUUCAAGAAAAGAUCAAAAAUUGUUGCAUCAGAAACUGCCAGAAAUAAUUUAACCGCUGAUGAUGAUGGACAACCUAAUGGUGCUGCUGGCGGUGAUGAAGACGAAGAUGACGAAAUAGCAACUUAAUUAUUUAAAUAACUCUUACAUGUUUAUUUUAAAUCAUCAGCAGUUCUGCUGAGCAA